Messenger RNA from Cephus cinctus (wheat stem sawfly), 1993 nucleotides. RefSeq names its product protein Mo25 (gene Mo25). Gene Ontology annotation, molecular function: protein serine/threonine kinase activator activity. Lineage: Eukaryota; Metazoa; Arthropoda; Insecta; Hymenoptera; Cephidae. Gene Ontology annotation, biological process: intracellular signal transduction. The coding region runs from base 343 to 1353 and encodes 336 amino acids. The record is from RefSeq and is a predicted model, not a curated record. The transcript is spliced from 7 exons.
CGAAGUAGUCGUGAACAGUGAGUGAUGAGCUGCAAUAAAAGACACUCUCGAGUUAUGCGAUGUAUUAAAAGUGUUUUACUAUAUUAAAUGUCCCCUCGGCUGUGCUGAAAUUUCACUUAAUAUCACGGGCUUGAUAGGAGACCCGGGAUUCACGAUAGGACGUUCUAAUCUGCUGGAUUGCUAGCGAGUAUAUUAUUUUUAACUGCGAUAUACGUCAGUACGAUCUGCCUUAUAAAUGAGCUGCUAAAAGGCAAAGAUAGUGCCGCAAGUGCCAAGAGAGAACUGCGUAAAUUAAAUUAGUAUUGCUUAUUGAAUGGUGUGACAGCAUUACAUAGAAAGAAAAUGCCUCUGUUCGGAAAGUCUCAAAAGAGUCCGGCGGAGGUGGUAAAGGCCUUGAAGGAAGCAGUUAACGCGCUAGAACGUGGAGACAAGAAAGUCGAGAAGGCACAAGAGGAUGUGAGCAAAAACCUGGUUCAUAUUAAAAACAUGCUCUAUGGUACUGCUGAAUCAGAACCACAAGCUGAUAUUGUUGUAGCUCAGCUUGCACAAGAGCUUUACAAUAGUAAUCUGCUUCUUCUACUGGUACAGAAUCUUGGUCGCAUAGAUUUCGAGGGCAAAAAAGAUGUUGCUCAGGUCUUUAAUAAUAUAUUACGAAGACAAAUUGGUACAAGAUCUCCAACUGUCGAAUACAUUUGCACCAAACCGGAGAUCUUAUUCACUCUUAUGUCCGGAUACGAGCACCAGGAUAUUGCAUUGAAUUGUGGAACAAUGCUUCGAGAAUGCGCUAGAUACGAAGCCUUGGCCAAGAUAAUGAUUUAUUCAGAUGAUUUUUAUAAUUUCUUUAGAUACGUCGAGGUAUCCACAUUCGAUAUAGCCUCGGAUGCCUUUUCCACGUUCAAGGAAUUGCUCACCAGGCACAAGAUCCUUAGUGCCGAGUUCCUUGAAGUGAACUAUGAUAAGGUAUUUUCCCACUAUCAAAGGUUACUCAAUUCGGAGAACUAUGUAACACGUCGGCAGAGCUUGAAGCUACUAGGAGAGCUUCUUCUGGACAGACAUAACUUUAGUGUGAUGACUCGAUAUAUUUCAAAUCCUGACAAUUUGAAAUUAAUGAUGAACAUGCUAAAGGAGAAAUCGCGCAAUAUUCAAUUUGAAGCCUUCCACGUGUUUAAGGUGUUUGUAGCCAAUCCAAACAAGCCGAAGCCUAUUCUAGACAUUCUGCUGCGUAAUCAGGAGAAGCUCAUCGAGUUCCUGACGCGUUUUCAUACGGAUCGCUCAGAGGACGAGCAAUUCAACGACGAGAAAGCUUACCUAAUCAAGCAGAUUAAGGAGCUGAAGUCUGUACAUGAGAACUAAGCCGGAAUUCCUUUUAUAACGUUAUUUUUUCCGAGUAGUUGUGUAAAUAAAAUUUACAUUCACAAUUUAUUACUGUAAUAUAUAUAUACACGCAUAGACUCGAGACUACAACUAAAAUAUACUCUGACACCUAAUUCUAAUUAAACUGAUCGGUUGUCGACCUGCGCUCGGUAAAGCAGCCUCGAGAAAUUUUUAAGUGAAUGAUAUACAUUUUGGGGUAAAACAAGGAAAGUAAUAGUCGAGGAAAAAAUAAAGAAACGAAUUAAUAUUCAAUGUCAGAUGAGCGGCUACGGAUUUAAUUCUCAUUUCGGCACGUCACUUUGGUAAGUCUCGCUGAAAUUUGAUCUAAAACUCUUAGCAUAUAUCACAGAAGCUUUGGCAACUGAUCAAAAAUAUAAUUAAAUAAAUUUCUUGCGGCUGCUGCACUAUGUUUCUACACAAUAUUACAGAUUAUCCCGUAUGCGUAUAAAGCGUAUCAAAUAUAUCGGUAGACAUUCGCUUCGUUUUAUCCUAAAGAAAAAUUAUCAUAAUCCCCAUGUAUAUGUAUAGAAUUGACUGUUAAAGAAGAAAAAAAGUGUAACGCCAAAACAAUGAUUACUGUUUAUUAUAUUUAUUGCAAUAAAAGUAUUAAUAAAAAACA